Molecule: messenger RNA, 9735 nt
Organism: Eublepharis macularius
Lineage: Eukaryota; Metazoa; Chordata; Lepidosauria; Squamata; Eublepharidae
Gene: PKHD1
Product: PKHD1 ciliary IPT domain containing fibrocystin/polyductin
Exons: 55
Coding region: 1-9735 (3244 amino acids)
Source: RefSeq, a predicted model, not a curated record
AUGGAGUCCAUGGCUCUUCCUCUCCAUUUAGAACGAAAUGUAAUACAAGUCUAUGGUCGUAUCCUGGCCUCAAAAUAUGACACCUAUGAUUUUAAUGUAGAUUUUAUUGAUGGGCCUAUUGUCCUCCAAGCAGACGGAUGGAUGACCGUUUGCUCGCUUGCAGACAAGGAGACACGCAGCACAUACCCUCUUCAAAUAGAUCACGGCGUGGGAACUGUUGGUUGCCGAGUGGAAGGCAACUAUAUUGGGUCACAUAAUGUCAGCUUUUCAGUGUUUAACAAGGGAAAGUCACUAGUGCACAAGGAUGCUUGGCUUAUCAGUGCUAAACAGGACCUUUUCUUAUACCAAACUUUCCCAGAAAUCUUUUCAGUGUUCCCAGCUGCAGGGAGCUUGAGUGGUGGAACUUUGCUCACUAUCACCGGAGACUUUUUUGAUACACCUGUGACGGUCACUGUUGCAGGCGCUCCCUGCCAAAUUAAAUAUGUUUCUCCACAAACGAUCAUCUGCACAACUGGAGCAGCUGGUGAAAGUAGAUACCCCAAUGGACCUCAGCCAGGAAACAGGGGGCUUCUUUUUGAAGUUUGGGAUGAAACAGACAACAGUCUUGGGGAAGCCGCUCCUGCACACAGGAGGCAGUUUGUUCCUAAUGCCAGUUUGCCUUUAGGUUUUAUGCCUGAGGGACAGCAGUUCAGUGCCCGGCUGUCUGGCUUUUUUGUGGCACCUCAGACAAAUAACUACACCUUUUGGAUCCAGGCAGAUGCCACGGCUUCUUUGUAUUUCAGCCUUUCUGAAGACCCAGGGAAGAAGAUUGAAGUUGCAUCUAUUCCAGCUGGUAUUCCUGAGUGGUUGACAAACUGGGAGAAAAGCUGGAGCCAGCCUUGGAAGCCAAAAUCUGAGAAAUUUGAAUUAAUGGGUGGCGCAGUGCACUACAUGGAAGCAGUGUAUCAUGGGAGGUCGCCACACUUUGGAAUGAGAAUUGGAGUUCAAGUGCACAAUACCUGGCUGAACCCCAACGUGGUGAACACGUACCGCAGAGAGAGGCAUGAAAUACUUGCCAGUGCGUCCAGGCUUCCAGAGAUACAGAUGCUGACAUUAUCUGGUACAGGACGGUUCAGUCUUUCCUGGGACAAUGUAACCAGCGUCUUCAUGUCAACAAACGCUACAGCUGAACAAGUCCAAAAAGCGCUUGAGAACCUGCUUUCAAUAAAAUGCAAAAUCGAGCCACCAUCAGCCAAAAUCCUUCUGCAGGCUGGAUUUGAGCAUGGUUAUUUGAACAACACCCUAUAUGUUGCCGUGUCUUAUGCCAAUAAAUUUCUUCAGCCUGUGAAAAAGAAUUUGACUUGCCUGUACCCUCUUAACAAGACCAGUCCAGAAAGCUGGAAAUUUAUAUGUACUGAUCUUUGGAAGGAUUGUUUGGAGAAUUCUGAAUUCCUAAAAGAUCUUCUGAAAAACUCUUCGGUAUUUCUGCAUCAGAUUGAUUUAGAACCGCUUGCCGGCAUGGCCGAGUCAUCUGACUGGUUCUUUGUGGAUGAAAUCAUAGUUUCAGACAGAGAUAUAGUUGUUUUUCAAAGAGAACCAAGACCAGCCCGUCCGCAUGGGAGUCUUAUAGAAUCUGUAUCUGUAGCUGGUGCUUCGCCCAUAUACAACGUGUCCUUUUUAGCAGCGGAUUAUUGCAAGGAACUCCCUCUUAUCUCACUGAGAGAAGCAGUGAACGAGACAAGCAUCAAUCUGACUGUUCGGAGAGUGCAGGCUGUGAGCCCACCUCUUGGCGGGACCUUUCGAAUUCAUCUGCCCAAUGUUGUGAUAUCAGGUAUUCCCGUGUCCAUCUCUUCCCGUCACCUCCGCAAGCUCCUGCAAAGCUCCGCUGAUAAUUUUACAGCCCAGUACUUGAAUGCCACUGAUUUUUUGGUAACGAAAGACUCGAGCAGCUGUUACCAAAGCACAUGGACAUUGACUUGGUCCUCCAUGACUGGUGACUUGCCCAAUAUCAUCAGUGUCUCUGCUGAAAACCUCACUGGUCUGAACCCAACAAUUACAGCCCGUGUUGUAUUUGAUGGGGGUGUUUUCAUUAGUCCUAUUUUUGGAGACAUGCUUGCUACCCCCAACGACUUCACACAGGUUGCGGUUGCAGUGAAUGAUGUCCCAGCCAACUGUUCUGGUUCAUGCAUCUUCCAGUAUCUCUUGGAAUCUACUCCUUUAGUCGAUAGUGUUGAAUAUUCUGUAGGUGACGCCGUUCAUAUGUUAAUUCACAUUGUGGGAUCUGGCCUCACUGCAGACCGUAUGUCAUUGCACAUCGAGGUGAACCAGACCGUCUGUGAAGUCUUGGCUUCCAACCACAGUACCGCUCUUUGCCAGAUGAACUUGUUACCAGCUGGGUUGUACAGACUUGCGGUGCUGGUGAGACCCUAUGGAUUCGCAGUCAAUGCUAGUAGAGGCAGUGGCAUCUUCUUAAGGAUUAUGCCCAGAUUGACUGCUAUUGAGCCUCCUACGGCUUCAGAGAUUGGUGGGCUCCCAGUAACCCUCACAGGUUCAGGUUUCGAUGGGAUACGCCUGGUGCAGUUUGGUUCUCAGCCUUGUCCAAUUAAUGCCUAUGUCAGCAGUGGAACGAAAAUUGAAUGCGGGCUUCCUCCCUGGAGAGGAGAAGACCAUAUGGUUGAUGUGAUGCUGAUCAGUGAAUAUGGAUCUACCCUCUUUGCUAACGUGUUUACAUAUGAUUCUUCACUCAACCCAUUGAUCAUUUCACUGAGCAGAAAUACUAGCAGCAUAGCAGGAGGCCAGACGCUCCAUGUCGGUAUAUCAUCAUUCACAAAUUAUAGUGGGUUGGAUGUGAAGGUAAUAAUUCAGGAGACUGCGCUAGAAAUCCAAGCACAAACCCACCAUGGAUUCAGUGUCAUGCUGCCUUCCCUCACAAGUGGACUGUACAACUUUUCCGUCACCCUCAACAACAUCCCGUUAGGCACUAAUGGAGUGGAGCCAUUCAUCCAGUACGUUACAGAAGUCUUUGGAAUGGAACCAUGUUGCGGUUCCUUGCUUGGUGGAACGUCGCUCACAAUCUCUGGAGCAGGCUUUAGCAGCAACCAAGUUAUGGUCUCUGUCUCCGUGGGCUCACGGCCCUGUCCUGUUACCUACCUGAAUGAAGAAAAGAUUGUGUGCCAUAGUCCACCAGCUGUUCAGCUGCCCAAUACAACUGUACAAGACUUUGCAGCAGACGUGCGGGUGUUGAUUGGCAACACAUCAUCUGUAGAUGCUUCUGCCUUGAACAUCUCAAAUUUUACUUUUCUUUACAAAACAUCUUUGACUCUCGACAUUGAAGAUGUUGAAGUAGAAAUGGUGAAUGAUACCCUGUGGCUGAAAAUAGAGGCAAUAAAUGUGACCGAUUUGGUGGCUCUUCUUGGGGACGUGGAGUGUGAGCUCAAGGCAGAGCACACCAAUCAUUCUACAUUUAGUGCUCAAUGCUCCUUACCACUAAACGUUUUUGAGCCGGGACAGUAUCCCGUCAGAAUUCUCCAGAAGCAGACGGGUUAUGCCAAUGUUCCAACGGAGAGGCAGCACUUUACUGUUUUUCCAUUGAUAAAGACUAUCUUCCCAUCUCAUGGCUCAGUUUGUGGUGGGCAGUUGCUCACUAUAUCUGGCCUUGCUUUAAAAUCUCAGACAAAUUCAGUUGGGGUGAAUCUGGCCAACAAUUUCACCUGUGAGAUCCAGAGCUCAGAUGAUAGCAUUAUAAAAUGUGCUCUUUUGCGAAUGGAUUUUCUUAUGGACAACGGGCCGUUCCGUGAUGGAUCUCAAGACCUUGGUGUUACGGUGUCUGUGAAUGGAAUUGAUAGCCGUUGCCUGGAAGGCUGUUCAUUCCAUCUUCUCGAAAACCUGACCUUCGUUAUUGAUGCUGUGACUGCGGAGUUUAAUGAGAUGUUGAUUCAUUUGCUGAUCAGAGGUCAGAGGUCAGCGUGGGCAAUGGAAGGAGCCUCGAUAGAAGUGGACGAGCGUCUCCCUUGCAACAUCACUUUUUGGAAUGAAACCACCGUUGAGUGCUGCGUUAACCACCUUGCGGCUGGUGAACACGUCGUUUCUGUACGGCACAGAAGGUGGGGGCAGGCAUGCCUUAGUCAGAAAGGUUCCAAUAUCUUCAGAGUUGCGCCCCGUGUGAGCCGCUUUUACCCCCAGAAUUUCAGCAUCCAUGGGGGAGGCCUUCUCACACUGGAGGGUGUAGCAUUAAAAGGAAGGAACAAGACCUCUGUUACCACAGGGGAUCGUAACUGUUUCCUCACCAGUGUGGCCUACUGGGCUGUCCAGUGCCUUGUCCCUUCCAACCAUGGGACCGUCGCUGUGAGGCUCUCUGUAGAUGACGUUUUGUAUUUCGUUGGAGAAAUAAACUACAGCGAAGAUUCCACUCCUGUUUUCCUUUCCCUUCUGCCGGCUGUGAACCAGUUUCUGACUAUAAGGGUGUCACGGAUCAGGCGGACGGAAGACAUGUAUGUUUUUGUUGGAGGCACUGCCUGUACCAAUAUCACUGGCAAUGACAGAACUUUGCACUGUGUGCUUCCUCGGCUUCCUGCCGGCGUCUAUAACGUGACUGGUGGGGAUGUACUCAGAGGCGGGGCUUCCUCAAGUUUGGUGUUCACAUCUUGCCUGACCGUCCUAUCGGUGAAGGGCAACCGUGGCUGUCUUGGUGGUGGUGAAGUGCACAUACGUGGGACUGGAUUUUCUCCAGGGAAUACCUUGGUUACCAUCUGUGGCACUGUCUGUGAAAUGCUGGAUGGUGUCACCACAACGGAUCUGACCUGCUUAGCCCAGCCCUUGAAUGCAUCCUUAGCAAUUCUCUGUGGCUUGACGUGGUCUUUGGAGGAGGAGACCAACUGCGCAGCACCAGUUCCAGCCUUGAUCCAGUGCGACAUCCACGUCAUGUCAAAUGCUUCCGUCAUGAAAGCGGCCACACCUUACCUAUACCUGUGCAGCAAUUCGUGUUCCGCUUUACCGUCUGACCAGGCAGCCGCCAACUCAUCCCAUGGCCUUUUCACCGGCCUUUUCAUCAGCCCUAAAGUGGAAAGAGAUGAAGUUCUCAUCCAUAAUAGCUCCUGUAACAUUACCAUGGAAACUGAGGCAGAGAUGGAGUGUGAGGGACCUAAUCAGCCAAUUACCGCCAAGAUUACUGAGAUAUGGAAAAAACGGGGCCAGACCACUCAGAGUGCCAACCCUUUUCGAUUUUGUGGCUACUGGUCAAAGGACUGGAGCUGGCUUGAUGGGCACCAACCACACGAUGGCGAUAACGUCACAGUGGAGCGAGGCCAGACUUUGCUCUUGGAUACCAGCACAAGCGUCCUUAACAUACUUCAUGUCAAAGGUGGCAAGCUUGUGUUUGUUGGUCCUGGGCCAGUGGAACUCCAUGCUCAUUACAUCCUGGUAUCCGAUGGAGGAGAACUCCAAGUUGGAGCCCCUGGUGACCCAUUCUGUGGCAUAGCCCGCAUCCAUCUGCAUGGCAGUUCCCAUUCACCCCCCUUCUCUCCAUAUGGAGCCAAAUUUUUGGCUGUGAGGAAUGGAACACUUUCCAUGCACGGGUGUCUUCCUAAAGUGACAGUCACACAUUUGAAAUCCGGAGCACGUCCAAAUGACACCAGGUUAAGUCUGAUGGAGGCUGUGGACUGGAAACCUGGAGAUGACGUUGUUAUCUGUGGAGGAGGCCUUGGAGAUGCUCAGAAGCCAGAUGAGGUGGUGACUGUCCAGUCUGUCCAGGGCACAGACCUCUACAUUACAUCCCCUCUCAGGUAUCCUCAUGACAUUUCUGAAGAACAGGUGUUAGGAGAACGUCUGAAUUUGAGAGCCAUAGUGGCAUUACUCAGCAGAAGUGUGGUCAUCCAAGGAAAUGUCACAAGUGAGAAGAUUUCCCACCAGAAGCAGUGCAAAGAAGCUGCUGCUUUAGGGGGCGAGACAGGUGUCUCAAAAUGUCUGUACAAGCGAAGUGAAAGGAACCUCGGAUCUCGUGACAUGGGGGCUGUGGUAAUUGUGCAGUCCUAUCGUGGCGAGGGGAGCCGACUGCAUUUGGAAGGAGUACAGUUCCGGCACAUCGGUCAAGUAUUCCGGAAAGAUCUCAGCGCGCUCACCAUUGCUGGGAAUGCCCAUAUGACUAGCUCUUACAUUCGGGGCUGUGUUGUGUUGGAUUCUUUUGCUCGGGGAAUUAGCCUUUCUGGGGUGUCACACCUCAGGGUGGAAAAUAACGUUUUAUACAACAUCAUGGGCCAUGGACUUAGUGUGGGAGAGUGGCUGGAUCAAAAGAACCAAUUAAAGCACAAUACAAUUAUUGGACUUUCUGGAACUGAUGGGCUGUCCAAUAUUGAAACCUUUUCACCCGCUGGGAUCUACAUCCAGGCUCCUGAUAAUUUGAUAGAGGGUAACACUGUCUGUGCAGCUGGUCACGGCUAUUUUUUUCACCUUUCCCCCACGGGGCUGUCGCAGGCACCAGCCCUGUCUUUCACUGGGAAUGUGGCGCAUACCUGCCCUAGGUAUGGACUCCUGUUAUAUCCUGAAUAUCACCCUCAAAGGGCAAACAGUACGAACCUUGUUGUAUUUCAGUCCUUCACAGUCUGGCAAUGCCAAGGUGGUGUUCAGAUUAUGAACAGUUGCAACCUGCAGCUUCGGGCAUUCCUUCUCUUUGCCUGCCAUGACUUUGGAGUUGACAUUGUCGAAAGUCUUGGAAAUGUCUCCGUGGUCAACAGCUGGUUCCUUGGCCACUUGCAUAAAACAAAUGAAAGCUGUAUGUUUACAGGGCUGAAAACUCCCAAAAGGCGUGAGCUAUUGAUUUCUAAUACAACCUUUGUGAACUUUGACCUUCUCAACUGCACGGCAAUCACCCCCUGUUCUGGCUGUCAGCAGGGUCAGGGUGGAUUUACUGUGAGAGCAGAACAAGUGUUCCUCUUAAAUACACCAAACUGGGUAUCAUUUCCAUUCCCUCAUUCUGCCAUUCUUGAAGAUCUAGAUGGCUCCAUCACAGGACAGGAAGGGAGUCGCCUUCUUCCUUCUAUGGAUACGCUGCCAGCCUCCUGCAGGGCCAGCGUCAAUGCCAGUCGAACUAGCAGGGGCAGUGUUUGCGCUGGAAGUUGUGUUUUUCACCGCAUGUCCAUUGGCCUGACUAAUGCCCCGAUCUGUCCUUACAAUUUAAAAGUGAUUGAUAGCAGUAAUAAGACAACAACCGUCAAUUAUGUCCCUGACACUCUAUCAAAUGCCUUCGGCUGGAUGGCUCUUCUCCUGGAUCAGGAGACGUAUACUCUGUCAUUUGACAACUUAUGGGUUUUUUUUUCCCUCCAGUACGUGGCUACAUUUGAUAACUUUUCUGCUGGGAAUUAUUUACUGGUGGAGCAUGAAGGCCUGUCACCUUAUAUCAAUGUCACGGUGACCUGUGGGACCAGGCAAGGAUUGCCACUCCAAUCACUUCCUUCACAUAGAUAUAACAAAAGCUGUGAUUGGUUGUUCAGCAAGGAACAGAAAAAACUAACUUAUUUAGUUACAGGUGAAGGUCUAAUCCAAGUUUGGCUCUGUGUGUCCUGUUUCCUAGAUCCAAUUGUUCCACCUCCUCCUCCUCCUCCUCCUUCACUUUUGAGAUGGUCUGAUUCUGCAUCUUGGGAUGGAGUGACAAAGAGCUGGGGUGGCUACAAUCACAGUGUCCCACUACCUGGCGAUGAUGUCAUUAUUUUGCCAGGCAGAACCAUCCUGGUAGAUACGACUCUUCCUCGCCUCCGUGGACUCUACCUCCUGGGGACGCUAGAAUUCCCUUUGAACUCCAGCAAUGUUCUGAGUGCCUCCUGCAUUCUCAUUGCUGGCGGUGUACUGAAAGUUGGUACAUUACAAAAUCCAUUAGAAAGGAGAGCAAAGAUACAAAUUCUCCUUCGGGCAUCUGAGAGGGUUUACUGUGAUCGACUGGAUGGAAUAGGUGUUGCUCCUGGAACUAUUGGUGUUUAUGGGAAGCUGCAGAUGCAUAGUGCUUAUGCCAGGAAUUCUUGGACGCGUCUGGGAAAUGAUGUUGCCCCUGGAAACGAAAGGCUUUUGGUACAAGACCCGUUGGACUGGCAUCGUGGUGACAGUAUUGUCAUCAGCUCCUCUUCUUAUGAAGCCCACCAAGCUGAAACAGCCAUUUUGGAAGAAGUAAACAAUCACAGCAUUAGGAUCCGUGAACGUCUUCUCUACAGACAUCUUGGACAUUCCCAAAGCUUAGAAGAUGGGCAAAGGAUUUCUCUAGCUGCAGAAAUUGGGCUCCUAACACGGAAUAUACAAAUCAAGUCCGACAACAACUGCAAUGGGCGGCUUUUGGUGGGAAGCUUCAGAAAUGCCAGUGGGACUGAAUUUACAGGCAUGCUCCAGCUUUCCAAUGUUGAGAUUCUAAGCUUCGGAUCCUCACAGUUCCCUUCAGUUGACAUCAGGAGCGCAUCCCCUGAUUCCUUUAUCAUCUCCUCCAGCAUUCACCAGAGCUGUGGGGCUGGCAUCCGGGCAGUGGCAAGCAGUGGGCUCUUACUACAAGAUAAUGUCGUAUUCAGCACGGCUGGGCAUGGCAUACAUUUGGAAGGCCAAGACUCUUCUCUUGUGAGGAAUCUGAUCAUUCUGAGCCAACAGCCGCAGAGCGUGUCUUACUGGGUGGCUGGCAUCAAAACCAACGGGGCAGAUAAUGUCCGCUUGCACAAUAAUGUUGUGGCAGGAUCAGAACGGAUAGCUUUCCAUAUCAGAGGGCAGGAAUGCUUCUUAGCGGGGGAGCUUUGCAGUGGUAAUGUAGCUCAUUCAAGUCUUCAUGGGGUUCAUUUGUACAGAGGAGACGGCUUUCCAAACUGCACCAAAAUCGCAGGCUUCAUAUCCUUCAAGAACUACGACUAUGGAGUCCUAUUUCAUCUCGAAGGAAACGUAGUGGUAGAGAAUAUGAUAUUGGUAGACAACAAUGUCGGCCUUCUCCCAGUUCUGUACUGCCCAUCUACUGAGCUGCGCUGUCACUUAGAAAAGCAGUACGUUGAAUUUAGGAACUCAGUCCUUUUGGCCACCAGCUUUUCUUUUGAUUGUGUCAAGGACCGAAUCCAUCCCCUUUCCGCUCACCUGACCACGAGAGAUCGCGCUCCACGUAGUCCUUGGAAGGGUCGUGUUGGGAUUCUGUGGCCUUCUUUUACCUCUGAAUCCCGUUGCUGGCCUGAUAAUCCGUGGCAUAAAAUACAAAAUUAUUCGGCAGUGCUGGGAAUCAUGAAAUUGCAAGAUGUCACCUUUGCUGGCUUUAGGAAGACUUGCUAUAGUGAUGACAGAGAUAUCUGCAUCAUGACCAAUCCUGAUAACAGAGGCGUCCUGCAUGUGGUCACAUCAGAGAGGACUAGGAUGCUCCAUGUCAGUGAACAGAAUAUGUUCCACUUUUAUCCAUCGCACACUCGAGAAAAUGAGUCAAGAGUCAGUUCGUGUGUUGACAGAGUAUGUGAGGGUUCAAGAAAAGCCCUUUUCAAAGAUUUGGAUGGCAGCGCCCUUGAGUUGAACCCACCUGUGUCUAUCUUCCCGAAGUCAGAGGCAGAGUGGGAACAGCUGUGCUUGGAUGUUGAUGAAUUCCCACAAGCAGAAGUGGCUCACGUGGAUGCCGUCUCCCGGGUGGGGGAGCUGCUAGGACUCCCAGUAUCCCAGAAGGAGGAGAAUUCACAGCUGUCUGGGAACCGUACAGGAGAUGGCAUCCUCGUGAGCCACUUCCACUUGUGGGAAUUCGCCUGGGAAAGAAUUAAGUCUAUUGCAUAA